Ogataea haglerorum is the source of this 1917-nucleotide messenger RNA. RefSeq lists its product as uncharacterized. The record is from RefSeq and is a predicted model, not a curated record. The transcript has a single exon. NCBI's taxonomy places the organism in Eukaryota, Fungi, Ascomycota, Pichiomycetes, Pichiales, Pichiaceae. Gene Ontology annotation, molecular function: DNA-binding transcription factor activity, RNA polymerase II-specific; zinc ion binding; sequence-specific DNA binding. Bases 1 to 1917 code for a protein of 638 amino acids. Gene Ontology annotation, biological process: positive regulation of transcription by RNA polymerase II; DNA-templated transcription.
AUGUCAAACCGAUCACGAUUUGCUUGCGAACGGUGCAAGCGUUCAAAGCGGAAAUGUGACGGGAUUCCUGACGUAAAGGGCUGUACGGUGUGUCACAAAGCUGGCGUGGAGUGUUCUAUUCUGCAUCACCAGGAACAGACGACGAAAUACAUUGCGCAGUUGGAGGCCAAGAUUAAAUAUCUGGAGUCAGACGCGCACUCAGGGACAGCGGGCCCAGCGAUGAAAUUGGUGUCACAUCCUCCUGCCAUCAGAGAACCAACAGAUAAGUUAGAAUUCGGCCCCAGUCUGUCAUUUAUAUUUCGCAGAGCUCUCGAUGACUCCCCGUUGAACGAAUAUCAAGACAAAUUUGUGCCAGAAGCCUUGGAAUCUCCGCCUUCCAAAACGGGGCCGCCAGAUUACACGCGUCUGAUGGAGGACGAUGAAAUGGGCAAACGUUUGAUCGAAUCGUGCAUGAAACUUAUGUUUUCUCGCUUUCCUUUUAUUCACAGAGAGUACGCUUACGAAUUGCACAGGAAUAGAAAAGAAGUGUUACGGACUUCAGAAACAAGACAGGACGCGAUCAAAAGGUUUGUUCUGCUCAUGAUAUAUGCCAUUGGUCUGCGCGUGGCCCAAAUGAUCAAGGCAGAGACGCUCGAAGGGUUUACCUACUAUCAGGCUGACGACAUAUAUGCUGAUGCCGCCCAGGAUCUAGAGCGAAUUUGCGCAGUCGUGGAUAUUGACUCCGUGAGGUGCCUAAUCCUGGUGGCAUACUUCAUGCUCCGUUCUUCGCGCAGUCACCAGAUAUGGCAUCUGUGUGGUCUGAUUAUUCGGCUCUGCGUGGAUUUGAAUUUGCACCGUCGUGAGAGCAGACCUGUUCCUGUCGAAGAGCUGCACGAUUCUGUGAUGCGUCGGCGUGUCUUUUGGAGCGCAUAUGUGAUUGAGAGAAGCGUUUGCAUGCACUUUGGACGCCCAAUGUGUCUUUCUGACUACGACAUCGAUGCCGAAUUACCAUACAACAUAGACGACUCUGUGACAGACUGUCACGAAUUGGAUGACAUAAUUAACAAACACCCGGAGAAAAUGGGCCCGACGGUCAUCACAGACAUGACGGUGGGCAUCUGUCUCAUCCAGUUGCGGCGAAUAGAUUCUGUUAUCCAUCACAGCAUCUACCGCGUCGACCAGGAACGGGACAUUGUGACAUUAGUGAAAGAUAUUGGCGUGAUGUACGAGAGAGUGCAACAAUGGAAGAACGACCUGCCCGCCUUUGAUGAUGAAGACAACCAGCUGUUCAUGACACUCCUCUACCACAAGACAAUGCGGAUACUUCUUGUUCCUUUGAUUUCGAAGGAUAUUGAAGUCUCAAACUCGCCCGAAGCGCAAUUCUUUGUCGAUCAGUGCGUCAAAUCGUGCGGUACAAUCUGCUUGCUUGCAAAACGUCUAAUACAGCUCGAUUGGUACUGUCAUAGCUUCAUCGCUAUACACACUCUGUUUGUGAGCGCAAUGACUUUGAUAUACUGUCUUCUCACGGGACGGCUGGAAUGGACGGUCGAAAUGUCAACCUGUCUGCAGUCGUGCUCCACCGCGCUAUUUGUCGUGGGGGAGCGGAUGCCUUUCACGAAAUCGUUUCUGCGCGACGCUUACGAACGCGUGCUGAACAAAACCAUGGAGCAAAUGUCCAAAAAAGAAACUGUCAACAAGACAAAAAAUUACCGCAUUGGAGGCGUCAACGUCCUCGACAAGCCCUCGGAGCUAGAUAUCUCACUCUUGCAAGAGCAGAAGUACCCGGAGCUGGACCUAAACGAGUCACUUAAUACGCCAAUACCGAACGAUUUCGACGAGCUAUGGCAAAUAAUCAGCGACCAAAAGCCUUUUGGUAUUGAAGGAAACGUCGCUCUUAAUGAGUUCAACUACGGACUGGAUGACGGAUAUCAAUACUAA